Molecule: messenger RNA, 1339 nt
Organism: Anopheles coustani
Lineage: Eukaryota; Metazoa; Arthropoda; Insecta; Diptera; Culicidae
Product: growth hormone-inducible transmembrane protein-like
Exons: 4
Coding region: 159-1172 (337 amino acids)
Cellular component (GO): mitochondrial inner membrane
Source: RefSeq, a predicted model, not a curated record
AAAAGAACAGUCGAUUUGUGAGCUCCGUUUGAAUCUUUUGUUGAAAGCGCAAAACAACGCAAAGUAAGAGUCUUAAACGAAAAUUGUGAAAUUGUGUUCGACAUCAAGUUUUUCUACGCCAGAAUUUGGUCAUUAAAGACGCAAGAGCAGGUACCAAGAUGUUGUCCCGUCUGGCUUGCGGUAGGCAGUUGGUCUCGCCUACUUUGCUGAAGUCUGCACUACAAACCGUACCCAAGCGGCAGCCGGUGCUCCGACAGUAUGCUCGUGAUGUUAAAGGUGGAAGCAAUACGACCGGAUGGACUGCACGAGCCGAACGGAUGAGCCUUCGUGAACGAGCGAUGGCACCACCCGGUCCGAACGCUUAUGCCAUUGGAAAGGGUGCCUUGGCGGGGGGAGCUGCCCUCGGACUGGGAGCCUUAUGUUUCUACGGACUUGGAUUGGGCAGUGGAACAAGCACUCUCGAAAACUCCCAUCUCUGGCCGGAAUUCGUGAAGGAGCGUAUACGCGAUACGUACUUGUAUUUUGGCGGCUCGGUGGCUAUCUCGGCCGCAAGCGCUAUGGCAGUGUUUCGUUCGCCCCGUUUGCUGAGCCUGGUGUCGAGAAAUGGUUGGAUGUCGAUUCUCGGUACUUUUGCAGUAAUGAUUGGCUCCGGAAUGGUGGCUCAAUCGAUCCCGUACAGCCCGGGGCUGGGAACCAAACAACUCGCUUGGGCAGUGCAUUCGGCCAUUCUUGGUGCCGUUAUCGCACCGAUGUGCUUCGUUGGAGGUGCAAUUUUGACUCGGGCCGCUUGGUAUACGGCUGGUGUGGUAGGUGGCCUGUCGACGGUUGCAGUUUGUGCGCCCAGUGAUAAAUUUCUGUACAUGGGUGGACCGCUUGCCAUCGGCCUGGGUGUGGUAUUUGCAUCAUCACUGGCAUCGAUGUGGCUUCCGCCAACGACGGCUCUCGGCGCAGGAAUAGCUUCGCUUUCACUGUACGGGGGUUUGCUCCUGUUCAGCGGCUUCCUGCUCUACGAUACUCAAAAGAUAGUGAAACGAGCCGAAAUGCAUCCGCUCUACGCAGCUCGUCCAUUCGAUCCAGUUAAUUCGGCGAUAUCUAUUUAUAUGGACACCUUGAAUAUCUUCAUUCGAAUCGUUACGAUCUUGGCUGGUGGAGGAGGUAAUCGACGCAAGUAAAGCGUGUUUUCUUUGCGUACUCAAUAUAGUGAUAAAUUACAUAAAUUCAUACACAGUUACGCAUUAAAUCAGGUACCUAGCUUUUGUUUAAGGUUUAACUAUUGCACACAAUAACUUUUCCCCAGGGAUCAAUAAGAAUUUAAAUCGCUGGCUUGGAUCAAUUUCAA